Amborella trichopoda is the source of this 2076-nucleotide messenger RNA. RefSeq lists its product as uncharacterized. Gene Ontology annotation, cellular component: mitochondrial small ribosomal subunit. NCBI's taxonomy places the organism in Eukaryota, Viridiplantae, Streptophyta, Magnoliopsida, Amborellales, Amborellaceae. The record is from RefSeq and is a predicted model, not a curated record. Gene Ontology annotation, biological process: mitochondrial translation. Gene Ontology annotation, molecular function: structural constituent of ribosome.
UGAUGUUUAGAGCCUCGGAUUCCAAUAUAGGAAACGUUAAAAUGGGAAAGUCGGUAAUGAAAUUUCACUGGUGAAGUGCAACUUUUGGGGAAAAAUUUACAGCCCUCUCCCAUCCCAUUCCUCAUUCUUACUCGCUCCACUACGAACUGAGAAACCAUGAUCCUAAUUGGUUGAAGAGGCCAGAUUUCUACAUAUUCAUUCUCCCAAGUUAUGAUGAGAAAGAGAUCAUAGAUGAAGUUACUCGUUUCUUCAAAGAUCUUGCAGGUCUCCAGGUUUGAUAACUUCCAGGUAGUACCAAGCACAGGUUUCUAGGCUCCGUCUACAUUCCAGACAAGUUACCAAACACAGUAUUUUCUUGUAGAAGGAGCCAGAUCAUCCAGUAUCCUUGGGAUAAGGAACUUCCAGUUUCCAGAUGAUGACCAACUUCCAGUUGUCAAAAAGGCCCUUAGUGGCAUAAGAGUUAUGGAAGGACCUUUCACGUAAAACAAGAGGAGAGGAGAGGUGAGGGGAAGAAGCUUUCAUCCCCAAUACAUCAGACAAGGCAAGGAAUGAUGAACCUCCUCCUCAGGCAUCAUACUUUACUGUGCUCCACUCGCCAAUUCCUCUCAAAGCCCAUGCUUGUGUCCCCCCCAUUUUUCUCUUCAUCUUCUCUCAAUCUCAGAUGGUUUUCUUCUUCUGAGAAUGGGUCUCCUACAAAUGACCAACCACCUCCCCAAACCAGUGAGCCCCCAGCUCAAUUGGAAGCUCAUGACAGCAACUCAGUUAACCAGCUUCACCAAAAUGGCGACAUUGAGGCUAGUAAGGUUGACGUCAUCAACCAAUUGCAAGAUAUCAGCAAUGCAGAGCUUCACAAUAGGAUGCAAAAGUAUUUUAAGGGGGAUGAGGAGGCAUUGCCAUCGAUCUUUGAGGCCAUCCUCACAAGGAGGCUACUGGGGAAGCAUGAAGAGACGGAUGACGAGCUGAUGGAUGAGCUGCGGUUCGCUCCCCGUGAUGAUGUUCGUGACUCAGAGUUUGAGUCAGAUUUUGAUGAGAUCCAUGAGACAGAUGAUGAGCUUGACAACCUCUAUAACGCUAGGCAAUAUGUUGAGAAGAAGAUGAUGAAGGACGAGUUCUUCAACAUGGACUCUGAAAAAUGGGAUGAGAUGAUUAAGGAAGCCCAAGAGAAGGGAUUCCUCCAAGAUACUGGCAAAUGCGAAGAAAUCCUUGAGGACAUGCUCAGUUGGGACAAGCUUCUUCCUGCUGAAGUAAAACAAAAGGUGGAAGCUAAGUUCAAUGAGCUUGGUGAUAUGUGUGAAAGGGGAGAGAUUGAACCUGUUGAAGCCUAUAAGUUGUUCAAAGAGUUUGAGGAUGAGGUGGUGCAAGAAUAUGCAGAGAUAAUGGCAGCUGAGGAGCCACCAUUGGGUGAGGAAGAGGUAAAUGAAAAGGAUCGAAAAAGAAGUUUGGAUGACCCACCUGGUGAAGGCCCUGUCUUAAGAUGGCAAACACGUGUGGUCUUUGCUCCUGGUGGAGCUUGGCACCCCAAGAAUCGUAAAGUAAAGCUUUCUGUCACAGUGAAAGAGCUUGGGCUUUCAAAACAUGCUUAUCGUCGACUUAGAGAAAUUGUUGGCAAACGGUAUCAUCCAGGGAGGGAUGAGCUUACAAUCACCAGCGAGAGGUUUGAGCACAGGGAAGAGAACAGAAAGGACUGUCUGAGAACUUUGUAUGCACUCAUAGAUGAUGCACACAAAGCUGAUAAACUUGUCGAGGAUGCUCGAACUGGUUAUGUCAAGGAGCGACUAAGAGCUAACCCUGCAUUUAUGGAGAGGUUACACAGACACACUGCAUCACUGAGGGGGUCCCAUCCCGUUUCCUUGUAGUUUGAUUUUGCUUAGUGGCCAUGAGGAUCAUUUUCAAAAAAGAUCUGGUCUGGUUGUCUUGAUGACAGCCCUGGGAAUGAUUCUUUUAGAUCUUGAUGCUCUCUCUCUCUCUCUCUCUCUCUCUCGAUAUUGUGAGUUAUUGUGAAUGGUCGGCUUUAGACAUUCAUCAUACUCUGCUGAUUUUUUAAUAGAAAGAUCACAUAAUUUAUGAAUGGAAAAA